Messenger RNA from Heteronotia binoei (common prickly gecko), 954 nucleotides. Its product is annotated as olfactory receptor 6E1-like. The record is from RefSeq and is a predicted model, not a curated record. Gene Ontology annotation, biological process: G protein-coupled receptor signaling pathway. Gene Ontology annotation, molecular function: olfactory receptor activity; G protein-coupled receptor activity. Gene Ontology annotation, cellular component: membrane. The transcript has a single exon. NCBI's taxonomy places the organism in Eukaryota, Metazoa, Chordata, Lepidosauria, Squamata, Gekkonidae. Bases 1 to 954 code for a protein of 317 amino acids.
AUGGAAUACAACCAAACCACAAUAAGCGAGUUCAUACUUCAGGGAUUCACUGACGUUCUCGCACUGCGACUGGUGUUGUUCACUGUCCUGUUCUUCUCCUACCUUCUGACAAUCACUGGGAACGCUGCCAUUAUCACCAUUUCUCAUAUCGAUCGCCGACUACACACCCCAAUGUAUUUUUUCCUUUGGAACUUCUCUCUCUUAGAAAUUGGCUUCACCACUGCUAUCGUUCCCCAAACUUUGACCCAGCUGGCAACGGGAAAUAAAAAUAUUUCCUAUUCUGGGUGCAUGUUACAGUCUUUCUUGUACUUCCAACUAGGCACCUCCGAGUUCUUCCUCUUAGCCAUUAUGUCAUUUGAUCGCUAUGUGGCCAUUUGCAAUCCCUUGCACUAUCCAACCAUCAUGAACAAUCGCAUUUGUACUCUUCUGAUUCUGUUUUCUUGGCUGGGCAGUUUUCUCCUAAUUAUUGGGCCGUCCCUACUUUUCCUCCAGGUUCCAAUGUGUGGUUCAAAUAUCCUUAACCAUUUCUUCUGUGACAACGCACCUUUGAUUAAAAUCCUUUGCGGCGACACACAACUACUAAGGUUUCUUGGAUUUGUUACAGCUGUGUUUUCUGUACUGGGCAGCUUGAGCAUUACGGUGGUCUCCUACGUCAAUAUCAUCAAAAGUGUUUUACGCAUCCCUUCUGCAUCAGGGAGGCAGAAGACCUUUUCUACCUGUGCCUCUCACUUCAUCGUGGUGUCCAUCACCUAUGGGAGUUGUAUAUUCCUAUAUAUCAAACCAACUCAGAACAGUAAAUUAGAGCUUAGCAAAAUGGUGGCCAUUCUCAACACCAUGGUAUCCCCUUUGCUCAACCCCUUCAUAUACUGCUUGAGGAACAAACAGGUCCAGGAGGCCUGGAGAGAUGCCUUGGUAAGAUUCACUGCCAUGGUUAAAGGGACAGGAAAUCCCUGA